AUGGCCUCCGAAGAAUUAGUGACUAUUUCAGUGACAGACGUGUAUGAUCAAGCUGCGGGAAUUGCCCAAGAAUUUGACAAGUUGAUAACAAAUUAUGGAAAUGAGUCUAUCACUGAUCUUAUGCCAAAAGUCAUAAGGACUUUAGAACAAUUAGAAAAUUUAGCUACUAAAUAUGAGAAAGAAAAUGAUGAAAUAACAGAACUGAGAUCUGUUGUAGAUAAAUUAGAGGCAGAGAAAAAUGAAAAGGCACAAGAAAGAGCUAGAUUUGAACAGGAACUAGAGAAUAUAGAAGAUAACUGGCAGUGUGAGGUUAAAGAAUUGAUAUCAAUAAAUAGUAGAUUACUAACAGAAAAUAAAAAAUUACGAGAAAACUUACAAGAUCAUAAACAGAAUGUAACAGAUAACUUAGUUAUAGAACAUAAGAGUAAGUAUAUUUCAGACAAUACAUUUCAAUACCAAAUAUAUGUGAUUUUAAUGAAAUCAUCACAAGAAAUCAAAGUAUUAAGUAAAUUAAAAGAAACAGUUGAUAAACAACGGGGUGAAUUACGUAUUUUACGUCGUGAAUUACAACAACAAUCUAUUGACUGUGAGGCACUUCAACUACAGUUAGAGAGAAUAGCUAAAGUGAACGCUGAUUUACGGCGUAAAAAUAAUCAACAAUCGAAACAUUCAGAAACUUUAAUAGAAGAACAGUCUGAACUAGCUGAAGCCUUAAAAACCAAAGAUGAACAAGUGAAAGAAAUUAAAGAACAACUGAAAAAACAAGAAAAUGAAGAAAUUGAACGAAUCGCUGCAAGAUUGAGUAUGGAAGGCAAGAUGAUAAUAGAUUUAACAGAUCCUAACAGACCCAGAUUUACCUUACAUGAACUUAGAGAAGUCUUAAUGGAACGAAAUGAAUUAAAAACUAAAUUAAUUGAAGUUGAAGAGGAGUUAAGCUUGUACAAACCAAAGUUAGUUUUUGCUUAUUUUCAUUAUUUUUUUUUUUAA
This is a messenger RNA of Lottia gigantea (owl limpet), 987 nucleotides long. RefSeq lists its product as hypothetical. Gene Ontology annotation, molecular function: protein dimerization activity. Lineage: Eukaryota; Metazoa; Mollusca; Gastropoda; Lottiidae. The record is from RefSeq and is a predicted model, not a curated record. The coding region runs from base 1 to 987 and encodes 328 amino acids. The transcript is spliced from 5 exons.